This is a messenger RNA of Punica granatum (pomegranate), 1625 nucleotides long. Lineage: Eukaryota; Viridiplantae; Streptophyta; Magnoliopsida; Myrtales; Lythraceae. The record is from RefSeq and is a predicted model, not a curated record.
CACUCCCCCCGGUUGGACUUGCUCGAACCAAUGGGCAAAACGGCAAAUGAAUGUCCGAAUAUCCGCCCACGUUCGUAACCACCGCCUUCUGUUCCCAACCCGAAAACGACAAAUUCUCAUUUCUCAACUCAGUUACAUUUCCGAUGGCACUCCUCUUCCUCUUCUCGGGUCCUUCCGAUUCCCUCUCUGACUCUUAAACCCCAAAAUCAUCGUUUACUCCGGGGCAUCUCUUGCGCUCCACAUCGUCCGUUUCCGUUGCAGAGCUCUCCCCCCUCGAUACUCUGCCGGGGAAGCUUCAGAAGAGGCAGAAAUGGCGGCGGCCCUCUCUUCUGCUGCUGUUAUCGCAACAUCAUCUUCAUCCUCCCCGGCGGCGACCAUUAGGAGCCCUUUUGGUCCUUUCGGCUCGAGAGGCCCUUUUCGCCACAAUACGCUCUCUUUACAUGGUCAUCAUCUUAGCAGAAAAUGGUCUCCAGUUAGAGGGACACUUUUAGAGGACAAUGAGAUGAAGGUGGCAGUCGAGGAUUCUUUUCAAUCUAAGAGCUUUGUCCCCGAUAAGGACGGUAGGGGUGACAGCAACGGAGAUUCUCCUAGUUCUUCUACCAGUGCCAUGGAGAGUUGGACUAUCAAACUUGAACAGUCCAUCAAUGUCUUUCUUACGGACACUGUGAUUAAGAUACUUGAUAGUUUGUACCAUGAUCGUCAUUACGCAAGGUUCUUCGUUCUCGAGACCAUUGCACGUGUUCCUUAUUUCGCUUUUAUGUCGGUUUUACAUAUGUAUGAGAGCUUCGGUUGGUGGAGAAGGGCAGACUAUCUGAAAGUGCAUUUUGCAGAGAGCUGGAACGAAAUGCACCAUUUGCUCAUCAUGGAAGAACUAGGGGGAAAUGAUUGGUGGUUUGAUCGUUUUCUCGCCCAACACAUUGCAAUCUUUUAUUACUUUAUGACUGUCUUCAUGUACACCAUAAGCCCACGAAUGGCAUAUCAUUUUUCAGAGUGCGUAGAGAGCCAUGCUUAUUCAACUUAUGACAAGUUUAUCAAAGACCAAGGAGAUGAAUUGAAAAGGUUACCUGCACCUGAAGUUGCUGUGAAAUACUACACUGGAGAUGACUUGUACUUAUUUGAUGAAUUUCAAACCUCCAGACCUCCUGAGUCUCGAAGACCAAAAAUAGAGAAUUUAUACGAUGUGUUUGUGAACAUAAGAGACGAUGAAGCUGAGCACUGUAAGACAAUGAGAGCCUGUCAGACUCGCGGGAAUCUUCGAUCUCCCCAUUCUUGUGUUGCUGAAGAUGAGUCUGAGUGCAUUCUUCCUGAGGCAGAUUGUGAAGGUAUUGUAGACUGCAUUAAGAAAUCUGUGAGCUCUCCAGAGAAAUUAAGUCAACGAUGAGAAGUAUUUUUCGACUUUGAGGUUUGUUUUUCUUUAUACUGCUUUUAUUAUUUUUCCUUUUCCUUUUAAUGGUAAAAUAUUUGUAUACAGGAAUAUCAUAUAUAGACAGAUUAAAUAAUGCAAUCUUUCCUAUUUCCUUGCUCGAAAGUCUUUGUGCCUAUGUGAGACUAGUAUAGACCCGUGACAUACAUAAAUUGAAAUUCUGUUGAUUAAUAUUUAAUUUAAAGAUAUAAUAAUGUACUCC